Messenger RNA from Cyclopterus lumpus (lumpfish), 2474 nucleotides. It is a transcript of the gene nek2, whose product is annotated as NIMA-related kinase 2. The transcript has 9 exons. The coding region runs from base 278 to 1645 and encodes 455 amino acids. NCBI's taxonomy places the organism in Eukaryota, Metazoa, Chordata, Actinopteri, Perciformes, Cyclopteridae. Gene Ontology annotation, molecular function: protein kinase activity; ATP binding. The record is from RefSeq and is a predicted model, not a curated record. Gene Ontology annotation, biological process: protein phosphorylation.
GGAGUCCCCUCGAGGAGAGAGCUGACCAAUCACGAUUGAGGAUUCGGGCACCAAUUUAAACCGAGAGCAAACGCUUCCUGUUUUGUUUAACACACACGAGUGAACGACCAAAGAAACCAAACAUUUGGUCUAUUUCAGCCUCUUCACCGGGAAUAAAAGCAACCUCGGCAGAAACGUAAAGUUAGAAGUCGAUGGUUCAACUGCAACCCAGUCAAAACGUAACGUUAGCGUAAGUCCGGUAACAGUCAACGUUAGAUUCGGGUUUAAAAAAAGUAAGAUGCCCUCCCGUGUCGAGGACUACGAGGUGUUGUUCACUAUAGGCUCAGGCUCCUAUGGAAGGUGCCAGAAAAUAAGACGGAAACAUGAUGGCAAAAUCCUCGUGUGGAAGGAGCUGGACUAUGGCACCAUGGCGGAGAGUGAAAAGCAGAUGCUGGUGUCAGAGGUGAACCUCCUGAGGGAGCUCAAGCACCCAAACAUAGUGAGGUACUAUGACCGCAUCAUAGACCGGACUAAUGCAACGUUAUACAUUGUUAUGGAGCACUGUGAAGGUGGGGACCUGUCGAGUCUCAUCACCCGGUGUAUCAAGGAAAGGCGUUAUUUGGAUGAGCACUUUGUCCUGCGUGUAAUGGCACAGCUCAUGUUGGCCCUGAAGGAGUGCCACAGACGCAGUGAUGGCAGGGCAACGGUUCUUCAUCGAGACCUGAAACCAGCCAACAUCUUCCUCGACAUCAAACAGAAUGUGAAGCUCGGAGACUUUGGCCUUGCAAGAAUCCUGAACCAUGACACAAGCUUUGCAAAGACUUUUGUCGGGACACCUUACUACAUGUCUCCAGAACAAAUAGAUCGGAUGUCAUACAACGAAAAAUCUGAUAUUUGGUCACUGGGAUGUUUGCUGUAUGAACUGUGUGCAUUAUCCCCUCCGUUUACUGCUCACAACCAAAAAGAACUGGCAGAGAAGAUCAGAGAGGGCAAGUUCAGAAGAAUCCCAUUCCGAUACUCUGAGGAACUGAACACCUUACUCUGCAAAAUGCUCAACUUGAAGGACUAUUUGAGGCCCUCUGUGGAGUCUAUUCUGCAGAGCAGCCUGUUAGCUUAUGCGGUUGCUGAGGAGCAGAGGAGGGCACAAGUGCGGCUCCGGAGGAGGUCGGCAGACUCUGACUGUCCCCUUAAUAGGCCGGCUCCACCGAUUGCCGCCUGUGCUCCACCGAUUACCACACCGAUGCACACCUCUGAUGCAGACCUCAAACUCAGAGAACAAGCACUGCGAGACCGAGAAAAGGCAUUGAAGGAACGUGAGGAGAGGCUGGAGAAAAGAGAGCAGGAGCUUUGUGGACGUGAGCGACUGUCAAAUGAGAGGCUUGCCAGAGCAGAGAGCUUGCUGAAGAAUUACAACCAUCUACAGCAGCAGAGGGAUCUGGCACUGUGCUAUGGCAAAGACAUAGAUGUGGAGAACCUCUCCCCUGGCAAGAAGGUCCACUUUGCUGGUGAGAGUAAAGAGAACCAGCGGCCGGGUGGCCGUCAGAGUGUUACAACCCAGGAGCUGAUUUUGAGGAGGUUGCAGGCGGCUAAUCUACGAGCUCAAACCCUGACUGAAGUGGAGAAGACCUGCCAGUUCAAGAGCAGGCAGAUACUGGGCAUCCGCUGAUCCUGCAUCUGUCACUGUCUGACUUGUGACUGAUAUGUGAACGCUUCUGGAAGCAAGUAGCCAUAAUAACUGGAUCUAAUUUAAGUUGUAUUUAUAAGCUGUGAUGGUAGUGAAGCCAAAUGGUGCAUGGUUUGUAGAGUCAGAUUUUUAUUUAGUUUGACAUUGAUGAGCAGAUGUGUGUUUUUUUUUUUUUUUUUUUGUAUAGGUGGUUAUUGUGAAUGUUCCUCUAUAUUCUUGCUAAAUAUAUAUUUAAGUUUCUCAUGAUCUGCUUGGAAAUUAAAAAAACAGAACUGAUGGAUUUCCCCUUAAAAUAUAAAAACUAUUGUGGAUUGGACAAGAGUGCUAACAUGAAAAACAACUGCUGGGCCUUGUGUAAGUUUGUAUAUUGCAUACCUUGAUUUCACCUACUUAUUGUAGCUAUACGAUUAUUGUUCAUCCUGAAUGACAUGUUCUGCAAAAGAUGCUCAGUAUGCAUAGUCAAAUAUAUGUACUAUUUAUACAUACAUAGUCAAAUGAAAUAUACCAAAGUACUUUAUAAAAAUUUGGCAAAACAAUUAUUCAACACUAAAUAGUUUUCAAUUUUGACUACAAAUACACACUUGUUUUUAUAAAGACAACCCCCACAAGUGGUCAUUAGUUACCCAUGAAAAGUCUGCCACUCAAUUGAGCUUUUGCCAAUGAUUAUAGGCAACACAGGAAUUCGCCUUCACACCUGUAAGUCGUUUGGUCUUGAUUAAUAGCAGAUUAAAGGGUAUAAUUAUAUUGUGCUUUUGUUCAAUAACACGACUCCAAGCUAUGGUUGAUUGAAUAAAAAGGUGUUUAGAAACAG